UGUUUUGGAUUAUCGCAGGCAGAGAACUGUGCGUGUUGUUCAGUUACUGGGGCAAUAAAAUAGCACGGGCUGGUGCCAAUGGCAGUGGUUUUAUGAAUGUAACUAGUUUCUUAUUGUGACAGCCUCGCUUCUUCCAUCGAAUUAUAUGCACUAACAGAAGUCGUCUGAAAGUGCUUAAAAUAUUUGCCGAUGGUAACAUUAUCAGUUACCAUCACAGAUCAUUAUUAAGUACUUUUUGGAUCAGUGAUUACCACCACAAUGAAGAGAGUUUUAACAUUCGGCGGAAGAAUGGGUAUUCUAACGGUGCCGCCUUACUGAUCCGCGAACUCGUCCGUGAUUCUGCUGUCCCUCCCAAGCUUCACCAUUGUUAUAUUUUCGCGGUGGAACAGUUUUGAUUAUGAUGAGUUAUCUCUUGAAAAACGAUCGACAAAUUACUCCUUGUCUCGCUCCUGAUCUUGUUAGGGGCGUGCGUGUGUUGCUAUAAAUAGGCGGCGGUAAACAGAGGGAGACAACCUGUGGGACCCGCCUUGCCCGAGUUGAGGGCCGUGCCUCGGCUUGCAGGUACUGUUCCUGUUUAAAGUCAGGCCGCCAACAAAAUCAUGCACACUGGUACAAAAGUGUUCAAAAAGCCGAGAACUGGAAGCUUCGAUUUGUGCUUUAUGUUAGGUAAAUAGCUAGAAUAAACACAGAUCGACAUGUCGGCAAGCUUCCUUCACGUUGGGGACAUCAUAUCUCUGUAUGCGGAGGGCACGGUCAAUGGAUUUCUGUCUACUUUGGGUCUAGUAGAUGACCGAUGUGUAGUAAGCCCAGAUGCUGGUGACUUAGGAAAUCCACCCAAGAAAUUCAGAGAUUGCCUGUUUAGAGUGUGUCCUAUGAGCAGAUACUCAGCUCAAAACCAGUUUUGGAAUGCUCAAAAACAGACCAGCUCUUCACCUGACACAUUGCUACUGGACAGGCUUCAUCAUGCAGCAGAACUAGAGAAAAAGCAAAAUGAGGGAGAGAAUAAGAAGUUGUUGGGAAGUGUGGUGCACUAUGGGAAUGUGGUGCAGCUGCUUCAUCUAAAAAGCAAUAAGUUUUUGACUGUAAAUCAACGUCUGCCAGCCUUACUAGAAAAGAAUGCUAUGAAGGUGUUGCUAGAUGGUUCUGGAAAUGAAGGUUCUUGGUUCUACAUCCAGCCUUUCUACAAGCACAGUUCCCCAGGUGACAAGGUUGUUGUUGGGGACAAGGUUGUGCUGAACCCAGUUAAUGCAGGGCAGCCCCUGCAUGCUAGCAGUUGUGAUCUUCCAGACCAACAGGGAUGCAAAGAGGUCAACUCUCUAAACUGUAACACAUGCUGGAAAGUCACUUUGUUCAUGGACUUUAGAGAAAAUCAAGAGGACAUACUAAAAGGAGGUGAUGUGGUACGGCUGUUCCAUGCAGAGCAGGAAAAGUUUCUAACAGCAGAUGAAUACCGCAAACAGCAGCAUGUUUUUCUUCGGACAACAGGAAGAACUUCUGCUACAGCUGCCACAAGUUCCAAAGCUUUAUGGGAAGUGGAGGUGGUGCAGCAUGACCCUUGCAGGGGUGGUGCAGGACACUGGAACAGCCUAUUUCGCUUUAAACAUUUGGCUACAGGCCAGUAUCUUGCUGCAGAGGUGGAUAUUGAUGUGACCCCAGAUCCCACACGAAGCAAGCUUCGAGGACAGCCUAGCCUUGCAGUCUACUGCCUGGUAUCAGUUCCACAUGGCCAUGACAUUGCAUCCAUAUUUGAGCUAGACCCUACCACUAUGAUCCGCGCAGAUACUCUAGUGCCCAGGCAGACUUAUGUGAGACUUCAUCAUUUGUGCACGGACACAUGGGUGCACAGCACCUCAAUACCAAUUGAUAAAGAAGAGGAUAGACCCAUCAUGAAUAAGGUGGGGUGUGCCAAGAUCAAGGAAGACAAAGAAGCUUUUGCUAUUGUACCAGUCUCCGCGCAAGAAGUUCGUGAUCUAGAUUUUGCCAAUGAUGCAGCCAAGGUUCUAACGCAUAUUGCCAAUAAAUUGGAGGGAUCAGCCAUAACACAGAAUGAAAGAAGAAUGGUGACAAAGCUGAUCUCAGAGGUCAUCUGUUUCCUGUGGGGCAUGGACCCAAGUGCCACCAAUGACCGGGACAUAAUGGAAGUGGAAGUGGAAGUGGAAGAUGCUGGUAAAACUGACCGCGAGCGACAGAAGCUUAUUCGAGAACAGAAUAUUUUGAAACAGGUGUUUAAGAUCCUGCAAGCUCCAUUCAAAGACAAUGGUGAUGGGCCUUGCCUCAAGAUGGAGGAGUUAUCUGAUCAGCGACAUGGGCCUUUUCGUUAUAUCUGUCGCCUUUGCUACAAGCUACUGAAACUUUCUUUCAAGAACUACCGCAAAAAUCAGGAAUAUGUUGCCCAGAAGCUUCCCUUCAUGCAGGAGCAGAUAGGCUAUGAUGUUGGCGCUGAGGACACAAUCACAGCAUUACUCCACAACAACCGAAAGCUGCUUGAGAAGCAUAUCACAGAGUCAGAGAUUGAGACUUUUGUUAGCUUGGUGCGAAAUAAGAAGGAGCCAAGAUUUCUUGAUUACCUGUCAGACCUGUGCGUAUGUAGCAAGGUGGCUAUUCCAAUUACUCAGGAACUUAUCUGCAAGUGCCUUCUGAGUGACAAGAAUGCUGACAUCCUCAUUGAAACACGACUUGUACGAACACAAGUCGAGAUGGAGAUGGAGAUGGAAAGCACCGAUGGGCCUGUAGAUCAGAUCAUCACUGUAGAGGAAGAUGAGGAGGUCAUGCUAGUGUGGAACAGUGGCAAGGACCAGAAAGGCAUUCGUGAACUGGCCAUGGCUGCUGCAGAAAAUCUCAAAGAAGACAAAGAUGUUCUCCAGUACUACAGGCAUCAGCUAGACCUUUUUUCCAACAUGUGUCUGGACCGACAGUACCUGGCGAUCAACAGCCUAUCACCUCAGCUGGAUGUUGACCUCAUUCUCAAGUGUAUGGCUGAUGAGUCGCUUCCCCCUGACUUGCGAGCCUCUUUCUGUCGCCUGAUGCUGCACAUGCAUGUUGACCGUGACCCUCAGGAGCAGGUGAAGCCAGUGAAGUAUGCUCGGCUGUGGUCCGAGAUUCCCACCGAGAUCACCAUUAAAGACUAUGAAGCACACAUCAGCACAGUUCCUGAGAGAGAGAGAGUCAAGGAGCGAUUUUCCCAGACAAUGCUGUUUGUGGAAGACUAUCUAUGCAACAUUGUCAAUAAAGCUUGGGCUGAAAAGGAGCAAAACACACUUACAUAUCAGGUGGUAAACUUAGCUCGGCAGUUGAUUUACUUUGGGUUUUACACCUUCAAUGACUUGCUUCGUCUGACGAAGACUCUUCUGAGCAUUCUUGACUGUGUGCCUGAGACAAACACCCUCCCACUCCCUCAGCCAUCAGAGAGUGAAGAGGCAGGACAUGGGGUAGGGGAAAUGACACUUCUGCAGGUGGGAAUGGAGGUUUUAGGUAACAAGAAGGCGGAGGUUGAGGAAGAUAAUCUGGUUAUGGACACCAAGCUCAAGAUUAUCGAGAUUCUUAAGUUUAUCCUGAAUGUUCGCCUAGAUUACCGCAUCACUUGCCUGCUCUCCAUUUUCAAGAAACAGCACGAUGGAGGGAACAGUUCACCUCGUGACUCUGAUCCAUCUGGAUUGGAUCUAGAAGGCAUUGCAACACAAGCAGAGGAUAUUUUUGGUGGAAGUGCAGAAACUGCUGAGUUGGACCUGGAUGGACAAGGAGGCAAGAUGUUUCUGCGUGUUCUGCUGAACCUCGUCAUGCACAACUACCCUGCCCUUGUGUCUGGUGCCCUGCAACUCCUUUUUCGACAUUUCUCUCAGCGCCAGGAGGUUCUGCAGGCUUUUAAACAGGUACAGCUUCUUGUUUCAUCAAGUGAUGUGGAGAACUACCGACAGAUCAAACAAGAUCUUGAUGAGCUGCGGUUGCUGGUAGAAAAAUCAGAGUUGUGGGUGUAUAAGAGCAAGUACAGUGAUGGCAGUAAGAAGAAAAAGAAAGGCGGUGGUGGUGGUGGUGGUGGAGAAGAUGAUGAAGAAAAGCAGGAGAAAGGGAAGGAAAAGAGUGAAAAGAAGGGCAAGUCACAGAAUUCCUCAUGGGGUUUGAUGGGUGACCAAGGCUCAGCUAUUGACCAGGAUCUGGGACCUCCCAUCAGUGGAGAUUCAAACAACAACUAUAAAACAAUCAAAUCUAUACUGACUCGCCUAACUCGCCUGUGUCUUCAAGAACUAGGAGGGGAUGCACGCAAACCUCGCAAGCAUGAGCAGCGGUUGCUGCGUAAUAUGGGAGCCCACACAGUGGUAUUAGAUCUCCUUAAGAUCCCAUAUGACAAGAACACAGAUAUUCGGAUGGUGGAGAUUAUGCGAUUGGCCCAUGAGUUUCUGCAGGCAUUUUGUCUUGGUAACCAGCCAAACCAGAAUAUCCUAUAUGGUUUUUUGGACCUCUUCUUAUGCCCUGGAGUUCUGGAGGCACAGACCAUGCGUGCCAUUUUCCAGGACAAUGUGUCCUUGUGCAGUGAUGUUACAGAGCGUGUGGUGCAGCACUUUGUACACUGCAUUGAGUCUCAUGGGAGGCAAGUACACUACCUCAGGUUCUUGCAGACGGUUGUCAAAGCUGAGUCAACCUACAUUCGCCGGUGUCAGGACCUUGUCAUGGCUGAGCUUGCAAGUGCUGGGGAAGAGGUGCUGCUGUUUUACAAUGACCGAGCCUCUUUUGAGACGUUGAUUGAACUGAUGAGAUCUGAGAGACACCGGACAGAUGACCGCAGUCCCCUGCAGUAUCACAUUAACUUGGUGCAGUUGUUGGCUCUUUGUACUGAAGGCAAAAAUGUCUACACAGAAAUAAAGUGUCACUCCCUGCUGCCUCUUGAUGAUAUUGUUCGUGUCGUCACACACCGUGACUGCAUUCCAGAGGUGAAGAUGGCGUACAUCAGCUUCUUGAACCACUGCUAUGUGGACACUGAGGUAGAAAUGAAAGAGAUCUACACCAGUCGGCACAUGUGGACACUGUUUCAAAACUUCUUAGUGGACAUGGCCAUGGUAUGUAACUCAACACAUGACCGGAAGCAUGCUGACACACAGUUAGAGAAUUAUGUGACAGACACAGUGAUGAACAUCAUCACCACUUUCUUCAGUUCUCCAUUUUCCGACCAGAGCACCAACCUGCAGACCAACCAGCCUGUGUUUGUCCAGCUCCUGCAGGGUGCUUUUCGAGUAUCCCAUUGCCAGUGGCUGACAGGCCAACAACGCUGUAACGUAGAGAACUGCAUCAAGACACUGUCAGAUAGUGCAAAGAGCAGAGGCAUUGCAAUUCCUGUUGAUCUUGACAGUCAAGUGAACUCCCUCUUUGAGCGAUCCCAGAUAAUAAUUCGCAGUACCAAUCGCUGGCUUAGUGUUCGCCAGAAUCGUCGAGAGUCUUCACCAGCUACAUCUCAUGACUACCGCACAAUCAUUGAGGGCCUUCAGGAUAUUGUAGCGACACUGGAAGACCAAAUGCGGCCACUUGUACAGGCAGAGCUAUCAGUCCUUGUUGAUGUGCUUCAUAGGCCAGAGUUACUUUUCCCCCCAGGAACAGAGGCACGCAAAAAAUGUGAAACUGGUGGUUUCAUCUCAAGACUUAUCAAGCACACAGAGCGGCUUCUGGAAGAGAAAGAGGAAACUCUCUGUGUGAAGGUGCUUCAGACACUCAAAGAGAUGAUGACCAUUGACAUUGAUUAUGGCGAGAAGGUGGACGUAAAGAUGCUUAGUAAGAAAGAACUUGAAGAUCAUCGCCGGGGGGAAGCACUACGACAGAGUCUUCUAACUCGCUUCUACGGACGAUCACAGCUCCGCAGUCGUCGUGAAAGCAUGGGUGGUAUAGGCAGCAAAUCAACAAGCAGCAGUAACAGUGGAGCUGUAGUGCUGAGCAGAACUGAGCUGACAUUGCAUGAAGUGCAGUGCCACCUGGACAGGGAGGGAGCAUCGCAGUUGGUCAUUGACCUCAUCAUCAAGAACACCAGCAACAAGAUCUUUCAGAUGACUGUUGACCUGGGCAUUGCUUUGCUGGAGGGAGGCAACAGCACAAUACAGCGGUCCAUUUUUAACCGUCUCAUGUCUGACAAGCGGUCAGAUACAUUCUUCAAGGUGUUCUAUGAUCGUAUGAAGGAUGCCCAGCAGGAAAUAAAGAACACCAUAACAGUGAACACUAGUGAUUCCCAGCAGAGGCAUCCUGACAGGGACAAAGAAGAAAAAAGGAAGAGAGCCCAGAGAAUCACUGGUGGUGUAAAUGAUGACCUGAAGCAGCAAUUUGAUGAGGCAGCACUGCAGACCAAUCAAGCCUUGGCACAGAUUCGAGCAGCACAGGGGCGAGGAGAUGAUGAAGAAGAUAGCCAUGCUAGUCAUGCAUGUGAUGAUGUCACUGGUGAGAAGGUGCCCAAAGAGAAGGAGGGCAAACAGUUACCAGUGCAGAUUUCCAUAAUGAAAAAUAUUCUACGUUUCCUGCAGUUGUUAUGUGAGAACCACAAUCGCGAUCUGCAGAACUAUCUCCGUGAGCAGAAGCACACCAGGUUUAAUUUGGUGUGUGAGACACUUCAGUUCCUUGACUGCAUUUGCGGCAGCACCACAGGUGGCCUUGGUUUGCUGGGCUUGUACAUUAAUGAGGGCAACGUGGACCUCAUCAACCAGGCCCUUGUGACUCUGACUGAGUAUUGUCAAGGACCCUGCCAUGAGAAUCAGAAUGCUAUUGCUAUGCAUGAGAGCAAUGGAAUUGACAUCAUCAUUGCUCUACUUCUUAACGACAUCAACCCACUUGGCCGCCAUCGCAUGGAUCUUGUACUGGAACUGAAGAACAAUGCCUCCAAACUGCUUCUGGCAAUUAUGGAAAGUCGCCAUGACAGUGAGAAUGCUGAACGAAUCCUAAACAAUAUGAGUCCAAAGCAGCUGGUGGAUGUGGCCAAACAAGCGUUUCACUCUGAAGAUACAAUAGAAGACGAUGAGGAGGAGGAAGAGGAAAGAGAAGCCUCGCCAAAGGCAGUUGGUCACAACAUCUUCAUCCUGGCACAUCAGCUGUCACAGCACAACAAGGUUCUGGCAGAACUCUUGAAGCCUAGUGGCACAGACUUGUAUGGAGAUCAAGCCCUGGAGUUCUACACCAAACACACAGCACAGAUUGAGAUAGUCCGACACGACCGCACCAUGGAGCGCAUUGUGUUCCCAAUCCCUGAAAUUUGUGAGUUCUUGACCGAGGAAACCAAAAAUGUCAUUCUCAAGACAGCUGAACGAGAUGAGCAAGGUUCUAAAGUGUCUGACUUCUUCAGUCGACAUGAAGAUAUGUUCUCAGAAAUGAAAUGGCAGAAAAAAUUAAGAGCCAACCCACUGCUGUUCUGGUUCAGCAGUCACAUGACUCUUUGGGGAAGCAUCUCCUUCAAUUUUGCUGUCAUCAUCAACCUCCUUGUAGCUGCCUUCUACCCUUUCAAGAAAACUACUGAGGAGGAAGCCAUGGUAAUUUUAAAGAACCCCCGACUGUCUGGACUAGUAUGGACUGCCAUGCUGGUGUCGUUGGCUAUUGUUAUCACAGUACCUCGCCCAGCAGGGAUUCGAACUCUGAUCAUUUCCACCAUUCUGCGCCUUAUCUUUUCAGUUGGGCUGGAGCCUACUUUGUGGUUACUAGGAGCACUCAAUGUGAUCAACAAAGGGGUCUUCCUAGUGAGUCUGAUGGGCAACAGAGGCACCUUCACAAAACCUAUUCAAGUUAUUAUCACAGACUUUGAGUUUAUGUACCAUAUGGUCAACCUGGGUCUCUGUGUCAGUGGCAUUCUGUUCCAUGAGUUCUUCUACAGUCUGUUGCUUCUGGAUGUGGUAUAUCGCGAAGAGACACUUUUGAAUGUCAUCAAGUCUGUUACACGUAACGGCCGCUCCAUUAUCUUGACUGCAGUGUUGGCUGUCAUCCUUAUCUACCUCUUUUCUAUCAUUGGUUUCAUCUUCUUCAAAGACGACUUCAUAAUGGAGGUGGAUCCAUAUCCCAACACCCAUCUGCUUGCUGCUAAUGUAACCAACUCUACAGACUGGCAAGGCACUUGUGCAGCAGAUAACAAAAACUGUUCAGCCCAGUCAGAUAUCAGCUCUAUGAUAGGAAUACCAAGCUUUGGUCAAAUGGCACCAUCUGAAGAGGAGUUCACUGACAACCAGCGGGCAUGUGACUCUCUCAUCAUGUGCAUUGUCACCUCACUGAACCAAGGAUUGCGCAAUGGAGGGGGUAUUGGGGAUGUGCUUCGCAAACCAAGCAGUCAGGAGCCGUUGUUUGUGGCAAGAGUUGUGUAUGACCUCCUGUUCUUUUUCAUCGUCAUCAUCAUUGUGCUUAACCUCAUUUUUGGUGUCAUCAUUGACACCUUUGCCGAUCUCAGAAGUGAAAAGCAGCAAAAGGAUGAAAUUCUAAGGAACACCUGCUUUAUAUGUGGCCUUGAGCGAGAGAAGUUUGACAACCGUUCAGUUUCAUUUGAGGAGCACAUCAAGUCCGAGCACAACAUGUGGCACUAUCUCUUCUUCAUUGUCUUGGUCAAUGUCAAGGAUCCAACAGAGUUUACUGGCCCAGAGAGUUAUGUCCACUCAAUGAUCAAGGAUCGUAACCUGGACUGGUUCCCUCGCAUGCGAGCCAUGUCACUGACAGUGGAGGAGAGUGAAGGGGAGCAGAACGAGCUGCGAAACCUGCAGGUACAGCUGGACUCUACCAAUCGCCUGGUCCAGACAUUGUCACAGCAGCUCAUGGAGCUGAAAGAACAGAUGAAUGAGCAGCGGAAGCAGAAGCAGAGGUUUGGUCUCAUCCAGCAAAAUCCAGGCAUGCCUGUGCCUUUCAGCAUUAACCAAGGAUUGUAACUACAUCUCAGCUACACCAAGGCCUUGUGACUGUCACCACAGUGUUGUCAUGUCAGUGUUUCAUGACAACACUGCCACGUCCAUGUCUUGGGACUGAAACCAAGAUUAUGACUAUCAACUCAGUGCCAUCAGAGGUAGCAAGUGAUUAACUACCAUUCAGUCUUCAUCAUAGUCUGGUGUUUGUUUUUGUUGUUUUUUUAAGAGUUGCUUUUUUUUUUUUUUGUCAUCAUUCCUAGUUUGCAAUUUAGAAAAAUUAUUAGAAAUAAAUUAAACCAUUUUUUCAUCCAGCUUUCAGUGACAUUAUUGUGUCUAUCUGUGUUCCUAAGAUGUGAUGACGGACUGUAUUUAAUGAUGUUUAGUUUUAAUGAUUAUGUAUUGAUGUUCAUUUAAUUGAAAUGGGGUGAUAUUUGAGAGCUUACAAAGAUUUAACUCUAAAUAUGUGUCUGUUUAUACACACACACUUACUUGCACAUACAUAAACAUUCACAAAACACUGGAAAACAAGCUGUUGUAGAAGCGGAUAAAUGUCCGGUACAGUGGUGACUUUAAGAAUCCAGAUCUGUUAAAAAAUUACUGAUUAUGUCACCAAUCAUUGAAAAUUACUGAUGUCACCAAUCAUUGACAAUAAUUACUGGUUUGUCACAUAUGUCCUGACAGCAGUUAUUGAUGAAUCAUCACAGAUUUUAGAUCACUAGCCUAGUGGAAAGGAUCGCUCUGGGACUGGAAAGGUUUCAGAAUGACUAGAAUCUGAUAAAGAUGACUUCAUAUUUCACUCACACUAAUAUUUCCUGAGCAAUAGAUGCCACUAUGUUCAGAUUGCGUGAUUAACCUCACUCAUUGGAACAGACUGGAUUCAUGAUUAUUGUAGAGAGACUUUUUCCUCUCCUGAGCUUGUGAAGAGGCAUUAUUUGGCACUGUGUUUGUUUGACGUCUGCAGCCAGUAAAUACUCUCAUUAUUCCACUUUGUAAUCCUUUCUCAAGUUUUCACAUAUAUCCAAGAUUGAGUCUACUAAUGUCAGUAGAUCAGAUAAAGUAAAUUCAAUAAUUACUGAAAACUAGUAUAUGGGGGAAACAUCUCAGUGUCCUUUCUUCCUACCAUAGUAUAAAUGUGUGUGGUGCCAUCCUUCAUCUCGAUGUAUAAAUAUUUCCACUCUGAUGUGGUGUUUACUAAUCUUUCCUCAGUGCUAAGAUUGUGCUUUACUCUCGUUGUGUUGCUAGAAAAAGUUCAUUCAAAACAAAACACAAAAGUGAAGUGUUCUUUCUCCACCUGGGCUAGACUGCAAGAUUCUUUGAUGAUAUGUGUCUGUAUGUUUGUUGAUAUAUAUAAAUUCGUGUGUUCUGUUUAUUUUAUAUAUUCAUAUGUUUUACUUGUUUUUUUUUUUCUUUUUUCUUUCUUAACAGCACAAUGAACCUACUUUAAAGUAGAGAAAUGCACUAUAGAAUUAUUGUUAUUAGUAGUGGUCAAAGUUGGUAACAUGUUUGUCAGGUUUGUAUCAUGGACGUGUAAAGGUGGACUGCUGUCUGUCUGACAAGACCAACAGUUAACCUUUUGCGAAGUUCUACGCUGUUAGUCUUGGCGAGCCUAAACAAUGAAUUUGACUAAACUGAAAGCUUUGUAUACCCCAGCCUCAUUCUAGUAGUUAAGCUGAAAUGUGGCUAAACUGGAAGCUUUGUAUACACCAGCUUCGUUUUAAUAGUCCAGUAAUACAAGUUCAUGUUUUUAUUGUCAAAAUGUGUUUUGCUUGUCAUAUGUUCCAUGUUUGUCGUGUAAUGAUACUUUUAUCUUAAUUUUGUUUUAUUCUGGUGUUCAUGUCUGUUGUGUUUGUCCUCUUGUAAUAUUGCUUUUCAUUUAAGUAGUGGUUUCUUUUUCUAUGUUUGUCUACUUGUCUGCUCCUUUGUCAUGUCCUGUUGUUAGCCUUUAUCAUGUUUGCCCUGUCCAUUUGUGUGAGAUGAUGUUAGAUAUAUAUUAGAUAUGUUAGACUUUUUUUCCUGCUUAGGGGUCAUUUAAAUCUUUACCUGAUUGGUGUAUUGUUGUCACACAUUGCCAUGAUGGUUAUCUGCAAGUAAAUACUUUGUAAAGUAACUUACCUUAGUUUACAAACAUUUGUAUGCAUGGCAAUGAAUCUUUGACUAAUAUUUGUUAAUAGGCAAGCUGUCAUCAUCACAUGCAUACUUUCAGUGCACAUCUGUUUAGUGUUCUCGAUCAGCUUAAAAAGAAUUCUGUUUUACUUGAUAUAGUCAGCCAUUGAGUGUCAAGAACUAGGUGCUAGUAAAUGUAAGUUUUCAUAUUUUGUUGUUAGAGUGUGUGAAAUGUUGAGUAUUGACAGCCAUUAACUUGAUCAUGAUCUGAGCAUGUUGUCAAACUCUGUAUUAUGGAAUACAGAACAAGGAUAACAAAAGCAGCUUGUGUAGUGUGACUGUUCUCAGUGAUGUAGUAGUUUGUAUGGUGUGAAAAAGUGCUGACUGUUCUCAGCGAUGUAGUAGUUUGUGUAGCACAGGGGUGCCCAAUCUAAAGCCUGAUCAUUGUAACCAGACAUAACGUAAUUUCAUUUUUAAGGUCAUAAUUCUGGAAAAACCGCCAUGUUAUGGCCCGUGAGAUUUUAUAUCAUUUCCAGUUUGGCCCUUUGGCGAGAAAAGGUUGGGUAGCACUGGUGUAAUGGGACGAAAGGGCUGACUGUUCUCAGCGAUGUAGUAGUUUUUGAGGUGUGACGAGAGUGCUGGCUGUUCUCAACUAUGUCCAUUCCCUUUUUUUGUGAAGAUAUCCACAUUUUUAGACUAUUUAUCUAUUGCUUAUAAUACUUGUAUCUUUAAGAUGUGCAAUUUAUUAUGCAAGUUUACUGCCAUCUUCCAAUGCACAAAACUUUGUUUCAUUCAUAAGUGCUUUUAGCAAUUGAUAUGACAAAAACGAAGCAUUUUUGUAAAGUCUUUUUCGUGUUGUUAAAACUGAUCAGCUGUACAACACCAGCUUCAGUUCUGUGAAGAUGAAUAUUAUAGAUAUAUAUUUUUUGUCUUGCAAUAAUAUUUUUGUGAUGUCUAUUUGAUAAAUAGAGUGAAAUAAAGGUCAACUAUAGCCUCUUAUUAUGCAGUUAAUUACAUGUAUGAGCACUUUUGUUUAGAACAGUUGCUCGGUACAGACCAGCAGGGUGGUUUAUGCCAUGGAUCUGAAAUCAGCUAUUUUUAUACUCAUCUUAUUAUCUUGGGGGACACAAACUGUUUGUGAUCAAAAGUUCAUCAGUGAUGUCUUUAAGGAUGAAUUAAGCAGCUGAUAUUGUGUGAUCAUCCUUGAAUCACAUCCUUAUAACACCUGGCUAUUUAUUUGUUGUGAACCAGAAUGUUACCUUAAAGCUUAUGUUUACAAUAAAGCAUUUCUUUCACAUUGUCUGGAGCCUGUGAAAGUAAUACAGCUAUGAAGUCCAACAGGACCAUUCUGUGGCCAGUGUGAACUUGCUGGAAGUUCUCAGCUCCAGAUACCUGGCUCCCAUGUCCAACAGCAGCAAUGUUUUGUAUGAAACAAGUAGAUAUUGUGUAACAUUAAACAGCUUGCACUUCUUUCAA
This is a messenger RNA of Pomacea canaliculata, 12416 nucleotides long. RefSeq names its product inositol 1,4,5-trisphosphate receptor type 1-like. The transcript is spliced from 59 exons. The record is from RefSeq and is a predicted model, not a curated record. Bases 696 to 8861 code for a protein of 2721 amino acids. Gene Ontology annotation, cellular component: membrane; endoplasmic reticulum. Gene Ontology annotation, biological process: calcium ion transmembrane transport. Gene Ontology annotation, molecular function: inositol 1,4,5-trisphosphate-gated calcium channel activity; inositol 1,4,5 trisphosphate binding. NCBI's taxonomy places the organism in Eukaryota, Metazoa, Mollusca, Gastropoda, Architaenioglossa, Ampullariidae.